Aspergillus welwitschiae is the source of this 1869-nucleotide messenger RNA. It is a transcript of the gene gwt1, whose product is annotated as putative GPI anchor biosynthesis protein Gwt1. The transcript is spliced from 2 exons. The record is from RefSeq and is a predicted model, not a curated record. Gene Ontology annotation, cellular component: endoplasmic reticulum; membrane. Gene Ontology annotation, biological process: protein localization to plasma membrane; GPI anchor biosynthetic process. NCBI's taxonomy places the organism in Eukaryota, Fungi, Ascomycota, Eurotiomycetes, Eurotiales, Aspergillaceae. Gene Ontology annotation, molecular function: glucosaminyl-phosphatidylinositol O-acyltransferase activity. The coding region runs from base 199 to 1689 and encodes 496 amino acids.
CUUGACUGACUUGGUGACUUGCUGCUUCCUACCUUGCGCCGGCCACGUCUCACUGUCGGUGGAUAGGGCUUCUAAUGCAAGAUUAACUCCAAUCUAUCUGCAACGUUGCACACAUUUGAUCGUUUUCCCUUUCCUUCCUACCCCUCCUCUCCUGGUCUCUUGCCUCUUUGGACUUCUAGUCCAAACGGGUCGCAGCUAAUGGAUCCCAGCUACAAGGCCCGCAAAGAGGCCUUUGUGUCUGAUCUUGCUGGUGGCAGCAUACUGGAGAUCAAUGCUGUCACAUUAGUUGCACCUGCCGCUGCUCUUUUAUGGUCAGCGCUACAAUCACGCCUUUCCUUCUUCACUCCUUACAGCGCAGCAGCACUGGUGACCGACUUUCUGCUCAAUGUACUGGCCAUUCUCUUUGCCACGACUGUCUACUCCUCUGCGCCAUGGACGCUGAACGUCCUGCUGAUCGCCCCCGCCCUCCUGCUGUUCCUCAACUCGAAACCUCCCCGCAGCCAGCAGAAGGCUAAACCUCCACCGAAGCCGACUCAGAGCGAUAGGAAUGCAGCGGACAUGCCCGAAUCCUUACCAAUUCACCCAUUUCUGACGACAUAUCGUGCAGCCAUGAUGAUCAUUACCUGUGUCGCUAUCUUGGCGGUGGACUUCCAGGCGUUUCCACGGCGGUUUGCAAAGGUGGAAAAUUGGGGCACCUCACUCAUGGAUCUGGGUGUGGGAUCCUUCGUCUUCUCAGGCGGGGUAGUAUCUGCUCGCUCUGUGCUUAAGGGCCGCAGCAGUGGCGCCCGGAAGACUCCCGUAGGCCAGCGGCUGAUCGCUUCCACGCGGCACUCGGUCCCUCUGCUUGUCUUGGGUUUGGUGAGACUGUACAGUGUAAAGGGGUUGGACUAUGCGGAGCAUGUAACGGAGUAUGGCGUGCAUUGGAACUUCUUUUUCACCCUUGGUCUUUUGCCACCCUUUGUGGAGCUCUUUGAUAGCCUGGCUGCCAUUAUUCCGUCCUACGAAGCCCUUUCGCUGGCAGUUGCUGUGUUGUAUCAGGCCGCUCUGGAAUCGACCGAGCUGAAGAGCUAUAUCCUUGUUUCCCCUCGCGGACCAAGUUUGCUCUCCAAAAACCGGGAAGGUGUUUUCUCGUUCCUGGGAUACUUUGCGAUUUUCCUGGCAGGCCGUGCCACUGGCAUACGGAUCAUUCCUCGCGGCACCACUACCCAACGGUCCCCCCAGCAGGCGAGAAGAGGCGUGCUGGUGACCCUGGGUGUCCAAGCGCUCGCAUGGUCUACGAUCUUCCUCCUAAACUCUACCUACGCAUUAGGCUACGGUGCCAACAUUCCGGUCUCGCGCCGCCUUGCUAACAUGCCGUACGUUGUUUGGGUAUCUGCCUUUAACAAUGCUCAGCUGUUCCUUUUCUGUCUCCUGGAGACAGCCUUCUUCCCAUCGGUGCAUCGGGCGUCGGGGAAAGACGGCGAGGCCGACCGGGUGUCUUUUGCGACAAGCCGGAUUCUGAAGGCAUUCAAUCGUGGUGGACUGGCUAUCUUCCUGGUGGCUAAUCUGCUUACGGGGGCUGUCAACCUGAGCGUCCCGACACUGGAUGUCAGUACGGCCCAGGCGAUGGCAAUUCUUAUCGGAUAUGCCGCGGCUCUCACAGGCAUAGCACUGGGUUUGGAUCGGGCGAACAUCAAGUUGGCAAUUUGAAGAAGUGCGAAGACAUCCCACCCCUCUCCAAAGAGACGUGAGGAAUAAUCAAAUAUAAUAAAGAACAAUUGUGUACAUAGACAAGUGGCCAUCUACUUACUUCUGGUCGAGAUGCGGACCGAAAUCCGGGGUUCCAGUAGAUUAGCAGCUGUUUGGGUUAAGGAGCUUAGCUUGACGGGC